AUGGACCCCCAAUUACAUGAGGCCGCAAGACGAGGGAGCAUCCCACUCCUGAAAGCCAUCAAAGAUGAGGACCAACAAAUUCUCCACUCUACAGCUCCCCAAAUGAACAAUGCCCUACACAUUGCAGUGAGAUUAGGACAUGCAGAGUUCACCAAAGAGAUCUUGGGCCGAUGUGGGGCCCAUCUCAUGCAAGUGAAAUCCACAGGUGACACUCCUUUACACUGUGCCACAAGGACUGGACGGCUCAAUGUGGUUGAAAUCCUAUUGAAUUGGAUUGAGACAGAAGACAGAAGUCUGGGGCUACUUAGGAUGACCAACAAGGAAAAGAACACGGCCUUACACGAAGCAUUGAGAAAUCGGCACGGCCCUGUGGCCAUGAAGUUAUUAGAAUCAGAUUGGAAAUUGGCGUGUUUGGUUAAUGAAGCUGGUGAAUCGCCAUUGCAUAUAGCUGCCAGAGAGGAGUUCCUGCAAGUUGUUCAGAUGAUUUUGGACACUACACCAUCAGCAGAUGAGCUUAUGCCUAUACAAGCAGUUGUAAACAGGAUUCAUGUUGGGAAUGAGUUGCCAACAUUUCAAAAAAUUUCUGCUAUGCUUUCAUUCUGCAUUAUCAUUUCUCUAAUGAAUUCCAUGCAAACACACCAAUGGGAGCAAAAGAGAGACAUAGUCAGAAUCCAAGACACCCAUGGCCGAACUGCCCUUCACUAUGCAGCAUGCCAAGACAAACCUACCAUAGUUUCAAUGUUAUUGAGAUCUGACCGUUCCCUCGCUUACAUAUUAGACAACAAUGGCUGCUCACCUCUUCACAUUGCGGCUGCUUCUGGUUCCCCAUUGGUGAUCACUGAGCUACUUAAACACUACCCGGACGUUAGCGAGCAACUCGAUCCAAGUGGGAAGAAUGUAUUUCACAUUGCUAUUAUAUACAGCAAGUAUUCCACCGUUCACGGCUUAUUGCGUAUGCCAGAGCUUGAGGGGAUGAUAAACGAGCCCGAUGCAGAUGGAAACACUCUUCUUCAUCUUGCUGCGAAGUACCGUAGUGAUGCACUGUUGCUGUUGUUGUCAAGGGACAGAAGGGUGGACAUGACGAUCAUGAAUAAGGAUGGUCAGACUGCGCUUGACCUUAUAGAAAUGGACCCGGAGAAUCACGAAAUUCAGCUGCUCAUCUUGAAAUACUUGAGAUAUCAUGGCGCGAUCCAUGGACGGCGGCAGCAAAUGCCUAGUGGAAUCGAAGAAACAAGGCUGCAAAAUAUCGACGUGGCUGAUUGGAACGAGCGCUACAAAGCCGGGGUCAGCACAUACACAUUAGUGGCUGCACUCAUCGCCACCGUCACCUUCGCUGCCACAUUCACAAUGCCAGGUGGGUACAGGAAUGAUGACCCAAACCAAGGUGCUGCAGUGCUCGUGAAGCGUUGGUCAUUCAAAGCUUUCUUGUUCUCAAAUACAAUUGCGUUAUGUUGCUCACUUAUUGUCGUUGUCUGCUUCAUCUGGGCAUGGGGUCAUCACAUGAGUUUCUUACGUGAUAUGCUUAUGUGGGGCCAUCGGCUUACGAUCAUUGCAUGCCUGGCGCUGAUGGUUUCAUUCAUGGCAGCUGUGUAUGCAGUGGUUGCACCAGAGUGCUUGUGGCUAGCUAUUUUGAUCUUGGCUAUUGGUUGUAGCGGGCCAUUCCUUGUCUACUGUUUGAUUGGUCACACAAUCUGGUACAUUCCUUCCUAAGGUGUUUCGUGGGCUGGAAAGAUCAGUGGUCCAAUAUGAGAAGCCAGUUUGAUGCCUGUGACUGCAUGGAUGUUGUAAUCCCACCAUUUGGUAAGUAAACCAUCUAAAGGUAACCAUAAUUGCAAGUUGCCCCAAAAUUGAGUACUUCUGCUUAUAAAAAUGUAUAUCGUCACUAGCCAUUUAUGUACAACGUUUAUAGAAUAAGCUUAUUUUGUAACAUUUUUGUAUGGGCACUACUGUGAUGUGUGCAUGACAUUCACUCCAAUAUAUCAUACACCCUCUCUUAUAUUUGUUGAUAGUAUUUAAAAAUAAUAAUCUAAAUAUACUUGUUACUUGAAA
This is a messenger RNA of Magnolia sinica, 2049 nucleotides long. RefSeq names its product protein ACCELERATED CELL DEATH 6-like. Bases 1 to 1710 code for a protein of 569 amino acids. The record is from RefSeq and is a predicted model, not a curated record. Gene Ontology annotation, molecular function: protein phosphatase regulator activity; protein phosphatase 1 binding. Gene Ontology annotation, cellular component: plasma membrane. The transcript is spliced from 3 exons. NCBI's taxonomy places the organism in Eukaryota, Viridiplantae, Streptophyta, Magnoliopsida, Magnoliales, Magnoliaceae.